Sycon ciliatum is the source of this 2907-nucleotide messenger RNA. RefSeq lists its product as uncharacterized. The record is from RefSeq and is a predicted model, not a curated record. NCBI's taxonomy places the organism in Eukaryota, Metazoa, Porifera, Calcarea, Leucosolenida, Sycettidae. Gene Ontology annotation, molecular function: 2-oxoglutarate-dependent dioxygenase activity. The coding region runs from base 293 to 2401 and encodes 702 amino acids. The transcript is spliced from 15 exons.
GUACUGGAGGCUGGGCACUGGUUGGUGUGGGGAGCGGAGGAGAGUCAUUCAACGCAGUUUGCACAGCUCUAACGUUAGUUCACCUCCCUUCGCCUCAUCAAAGCUUCUACGACUUCAAUUACUAUAAUAAUUACAAUUAUUUUCAGUCCUUUGGAGUGGCGAAGUGUCGGGGAGCGAGCAUUCCAGCCCAGUGUUUGCAUGUAAUCUGCGAUCUGCUUAGCAUAGUAACGGUCGGUUAGAUUUCAAGUGACUACGCGGAGCUGGUAUCGGAACUGAUUCAAGUGUUCGAGAGAUGGCUUCUCUACUUCGAGCGCUACUUGUCGUUUGGGUACUGGAAGGCCUUCUCAGCCAGGGCAAUGCUGACGAGGAGAUUGUUGAGAAGCCUCAGCAAGACAACCUAGCAGAUGUACUGUUCGUAGGUGGCUACGCCGAACACAAGGACUUUGCAGUGUACGCGGACGGCAAGCGGCAGCAGUACAUGACGACGGACACCAUGUUUGAGGCGGGCGACAGCAACAGCUUGCGACUGGAGGUGCGCAGCUCUCACCUGAUAGCCAUCGUCAUGACUCCACCACAGUUCCGCAGCGGCGAGCGGCCACCAUUGGGCAUCAUAGCGUCGCUGGAGCAGCACACGAGAACACAGGAAUUUGCGACGACCGAUGCCACAUGGAGAUGCAGGCAUGGCAGCGGUGCAAUGCGCCGACUGAAGGAAAAAAGCACGGGUCGCAAGUGGUUUCACCCGCAGUACGACGACUCUCACUGGCCUACGGCCACUGUUUUAGGAAACCAUGGCCAGAAGCCUUGGGACGUAUUGAUGGACAUCAGCAGUUCAGCCAAGUGGAUCUGGGCCAACACAACCCAGCCUAGUCACACAGUUCUGUGCAGAGGCUGGGUAUCACAUGACCCAGAUGUUCUCUCCAUAUCAGUCGACUCGCAUUUCACGGCUUAUGGUGACGGCCGUCUCCUUGGAAACGGUUCUGAUUGGGAGCAAACGUAUAGGUUUGCUAUGCCUGGCAGGUCCAACCAUCUCCUAGCUGUCCAUGCAUGGCAAGACGGUGAGGCGAGCGGAGCGGGUUCCAGCAGAUCUCCGGGAAUACUGGCUUCGUUGCAGACACCAUUUCCACCUGGCGGUGUGUCCAAUCAGAUGUGGAAGUGCCGUCGCAGUCUCCAGGACGGAGAGGAGAAGGAUUGGAUGAGGGAGUCGUUUGAUGACUCCCGGUGGAAAGCGGCCAGCGUCGUAGAAGGCCACUAUACGGACCAAUCAGAGAAAGGAGUUCGCAUCGACAUCAGUCAGCAUGCUAACUGGGUUUGGGCGGCCGGCAAACGGCACUCGGAAUCGGAGCGCGACGAAGUCUUUUGCCGGGCAACAAAGAUGUCGUCCACCAUGCAUGCCAUGAAGAGUCAGUCCCGUGGCAAACUCUCCGUUGUUGACAGCAGCGCGAGUAAGAGAACGGAAGGCAAGCUGCAGAUGAAGUAUCUACAUCCGCGGAAGCACUUUGAAAAAGUUCAGGAAGUGGAUAUAUCUCGGCUGGAUCCGACUGCGUUCUUCCGCGACUUCCUUUCCCAGGGUCGUCCGUUUGUUGUGCGGGGUGGUAUAAAGUCGUGGCCGGCAUACGAGAAGUGGACUGACGAGUAUCUGAUGUCCAAGGUUGGUAAUGACCAGACUAUGGUAACACACGCUCCAGACAACAUCUUCUACUUCUACGGAAAGAAGCACGACAUGACCGAAUCGACCGUCGGAGAUUUCUUGUCGACAUAUCGUGAUCCGAACAGGAAGAAGAACUUGUACCUUGCACAGCAUCCACUGCAGUCAGAGGAUGGUACCAAGUCCAAAAUCCGGGAUGAUGUCAAACAACCACCGUUCACCAAGUUCUUGCACCUGGAAGAUGCAUUCGUGUGGAUGGGUGGUGGAGAUCAGGUGACACCAGUACACUUCGAUAACUCUGAAAAUGUCAUGUGCAUGGUGGCCGGCAGAAAGCAUAUCCGCAUCUUCGAGCCGGGAAUGAGCAACUUCCUCUAUCCAUUGGUGCAGAAUAAGAACACGGCAGUCACCAGUCAAGUACGCAACGCCUCCAACCGUAACCAGCCUGACUUCCCGGAGUUUGCGCAGGCAAGCUCGCUGACGGUGACCCUGGAAGCUGGCGAUCUAUUCUUCUUGCCGGCGUACUGGUGGCACGAGGUGACCUCCUUUGAUCGCAACAUCGCUGUCAAUUGGUGGUUCAACACUCACAGCUACGUCCUUGAUGCCGUUUACAACAAGUGGAUUGACGAACUGCCACAGACCCAGUGGGGGCUGGAGCAGGACCAGCAGCGAAUUGAGCGCGAGAGACAGAUGGAGGAACAGUCACGCGGGUCAGGUGGGGAGCGCCGAGGUAUUCGCAGGCCCGGUGACGAACUGUAAGAUGUGACUGUGCCAGACUAGCCGAUGAUGUUGGAAGAAUGGGAUUUUUUAAACAUCUCGCAUUGUACUUCACACAGUAUACUUCUGUUUCGAAGCAUGUCUGAUACCGGAGCGCUUACCGACAAACCCACCAUUCUAGCUCUAUAUACAGAAUGACUCUUUAAUCACAGCAUACAAAGCAUUUUUGCUUUCAGUUACUUCUCUUUUAUCCAUUUCCUUAACUAAUGGAUAUUUGAAUUAUUUCACUUGAAAUUCUAAACUCUAGGCUGUGCUGUAUGGAUGAUACUGACAUGACCUGAUGUUUUUAUUGGGCUGAACAAACUGUGUUUUCGUUGAUAUGGAACUGGUGCAAAGUGUGUCAUUUGGAGACAAUGUCUACGAUCGAUAUUGAGCCGCUCUGAAUUUUAUAUACGUAGGGGACAAUUACGCAUUGCCAUUUAUGCUCAAGGAUUUGCGUCAUGCAUUCCCGUAACAUUAUUUUGCGAGUCCACUGGGGAUAAGAGUCA